UAAAACGAGACGACUCACCCGCUUGCGAGCGUCCAUUUUCAUUUCAGCUCGACUGCUUCUGCUCCCAUUCUUAUCUUCUGUUUCGUCUUCCUCGGUCAUUCAUAUUUCAUGAUUAAUAAUGGGGUCUCUUUCCAUGCUCCUCUCGUCUUCCCCACCUCUCCAAAACCUUCUCAAAAGCCCCAAAUUCAAUUCACGCUCUCCCAGUUCUCCCCCAAACCAGUUAUUCUCCCCCAAGGUUCCACCCCUCGCCCAUCUUCAUCUCCAUUCUUCCCUCCUCAACUUUUCUCCUCUUUUGCAGACGCUAACUAAAACCUCUCUCUCACUCGCCAUAUCUGAGCUCUUUACUUCUUUCCCUUGCUUUGCCUCAGAAACUAUUGUCUCCUCUGACGGGGCCGUCUCUGAGAAGAUUAACCUGGAAGCAAUUUUAGUUUCCAUCGAUGACUUUUUUAACAGAAAUCCAUUUUUUGUUGCUGGCUGUACUUUCAUCUGGCUGGUUGUCAUACCUGUAGCUCAGUACUACUUGGGAAAAUGCAAACCUAUCUCUGCCAUUGAUGCGUUCCGGAAGCUCCGGAAUGAACCAAAUGCGCAGCUUUUGGAUAUUAGGGACGAGAAGACUUUGGUGUCAUUGGGAUCUCCGAAUUUGAAGAUUUUAAGUAAGAGUGCUGUUCAGGUUCAGUUCCGCGAAGGAGAUGAAGAUAAGUUCGUGAAGAAGGUAAUGGCACGGCUUGCAGACCCCAAAAAUACUGUCGUCUGUAUUUUGGACAAUUUUGAUGGUAAUUCGAUGAAAGUGGCUGAGUUACUGUUCAAGAAUGGUUUCAAAGAGGCUUAUGCUAUCAGGGGCGGAGCCAGAGGCAAAAAUGGGUGGUUGGAAAUACAGGAAAAUCUUUUGCCGCCUCCAGUACAUAUUUAUCCUAAAAAGAAGAAGGCUAGGAGUUCUGAGCAUCUAGGGGCCAAUGCAAGAAUUAAUCAGCAAACUGAAAACCAGGAGGGUUCCUCAUCUUUGAACUCUCCCAUAGUAGAAAGCCAAAGGGUGGACCGUGAUGGUAUAAACAAUUGCAAGAAAUCCAUGCCAGAUGUACAAGUCAGUCGUAGAUCUUUCUCUCCCUAUCCUAAUUACCCAGAUCUGAAACCACCAUCGUCCCCAACUCCUUCCAAGCCAUGAAAGCAAAGCAAAUUUGAUCGCAUAAGGCCCUGCCAUUGCCAUAUCAAGAAGGUUUCAGUUCCUUGUAGCGCACGAUUGCUCCUUCUGAGAAGCAAUACAUUUUUCUAAAAAUCUUUAUGUUAAGAUUUGUGGGAAAUUGUUAGGAUGUAUGUAUUCAUCCCCCCCCCCCCCCCACCAUAAAUGUCUUCUUUCUUGGUGAACUGUGUUUGUGUAAGAAGAAGAGUCAUUCCAAAUAUGAUGUUUACUUCUAAUAGUAACAGCUUUGGGAUCCAACUCUCUCGCCCUCUAGUUUUUUUUUUAAUUUUUUAUUUGGCAGAGAUGCAUUCUAUAGUAAGUAUAAUGAUAGUCAGCCUGUAUUCCCACUCUUGACCUCAGAAACUAAGCUUUCCAUUUAUUUAGCUUCUUAGAAGUUGAUCUAAAA
Molecule: messenger RNA, 1583 nt
Organism: Carica papaya (papaya)
Lineage: Eukaryota; Viridiplantae; Streptophyta; Magnoliopsida; Brassicales; Caricaceae
Product: Rhodanese/Cell cycle control phosphatase superfamily protein
Source: RefSeq, a predicted model, not a curated record